Drosophila busckii is the source of this 1467-nucleotide messenger RNA. Its product is annotated as methylthioribose-1-phosphate isomerase. Gene Ontology annotation, molecular function: S-methyl-5-thioribose-1-phosphate isomerase activity. Lineage: Eukaryota; Metazoa; Arthropoda; Insecta; Diptera; Drosophilidae. The record is from RefSeq and is a predicted model, not a curated record. The transcript is spliced from 6 exons. Bases 178 to 1263 code for a protein of 361 amino acids.
GUUUGUUUGAUUGUUAAUAGUCGAAAUUUCAUUUGAUUAAUAUUGAUCAAUUGAUAUUUUCAUGUUGAAGCUCUGACGCCAGCCGCCGCGCAGUCAUAGCGUUUAACGUUUCAUAUCUCGUUACAGUUAGUCGCCUAGUACAAAUUCGAGCAAGAGUGGGAGAGAGUGAUUGAGAGGAUGAGCCUGCAAUCAAUUAAAUAUCAGCGUGGCAGCUUGGAGAUUCUCGAUCAGCUGCUGCUGCCUGUGCUGUCCAAGUACGUGCCCGUUCGCGGCGUUGAGGAUGGCUGGAAGGUCAUCAACAAGAUGCAGGUGCGUGGCGCGCCCGCCAUUGCAAUUGUAGGCUGCCUGUCGCUGGCCGUUGAGAUUCACCCGGAGGAGUUUGAGACCAAGAAGUCGCUGCGUCAGGAAAUUGAGGGCAAACUCAAUUAUUUGGUCUCAGCACGCCCCACCGCAGUCAAUAUGAAAAUUUCCGCCGACGAGCUAAUUGCGCUGUCCAACGAGCUGGCCAAGGAUGACACAGUCUCUGUGGCAGACAUGAAGCAAAGAUUCCUGCACGCCACCGAAGCCAUGCUGGAAAAAGACAUUGCCGACAACCGAGCCAUAGGCGCCAACGGUGCCAAAACCAUACUUGAGCACGUGGCCGAGACAGCCGGCUCAGCGGGAGCAAGUGCCGUACGUGUGCUAACCCACUGCAAUACAGGCUCGCUGGCCACGGCCGGCUAUGGCACAGCGCUGGGUGUAGUGCGCCAUCUGGCUGAGCUUGGCAAGUUGGAGCACGUCUAUUGCACGGAGACACGCCCCUACAAUCAAGGUGCACGCCUUACCGCCUACGAGCUGGUGCAUGAGAAGCUGCCUGCCACAUUAGUGCUGGAUAGCAUGGUGGCCGCGCUGCUGCGUGUCAAGAACAUUGCCGCCGUUGUAGUUGGUGCAGAUCGGGUUGCUGCCAAUGGGGAUACAGCGAAUAAAAUUGGCACCUAUCAAAUCGCUGUGGUGGCCAAGCACCAUGGGGUGCCCUUCUAUGUGGCUGCGCCGCUCACCUCGAUCGACUUGCAAAUACCCAGCGGCGAUCACAUUAUCAUCGAGGUGCGUCCGGAUCGCGAGAUGACACAUGUGGGCGAGCAUCGCAUUGCAGCGCCAGGCAUCAGUUGCUGGAAUCCUGCGUUCGAUGUGACGCCAGCUGCUCUCAUCACGGGCAUCAUCACAGAGCGUGGCGUGUUCAGGCCUGAAGUGCUAAAAGCUGAGAUUACCGCGCUCCAGUCAUAACAAUAGACUUUUGUAAACUAUUGUGUUGAAGAUAAACCAAUGUACACACACACACACACACACAUACACACACACUUAGCUACAAGUACACACAACAUACAAACGAUCGCAUAUGUACAAUCAGUUAUCAGCUGCUAUUGUGGGUCGGCUGUGAGCGAAAAAUACAAUGCACAUUAUACAUACCUCAAUACACAAACCGCCGCU